Molecule: messenger RNA, 1461 nt
Organism: Amyelois transitella
Lineage: Eukaryota; Metazoa; Arthropoda; Insecta; Lepidoptera; Pyralidae
Gene: TBC1d7
Product: TBC1 domain family member 7
Exons: 7
Coding region: 169-1065 (298 amino acids)
Biological process (GO): activation of GTPase activity; negative regulation of TOR signaling
Molecular function (GO): GTPase activator activity
Source: RefSeq, a predicted model, not a curated record
UCUACCGUCUUCAUAAGAAUUAAUUGUAUUUAUGAUAGAUCUCUUCGCUUCCUUAUCUGUGGCUUGGUCCGAUUCAUGUUUUGAUGACGAUGGCAAAUUUGUAACUUCUGAAAAUGACGAACUUCUUUGUCAUGAGCAAAGGUGCUGUGAAAUUAUAAUUCUAUCGUGAUGGCGGACGAGCGGAAUUUUCGAUCGUCUUACUACGAAAAAGUCGGUUGUCGGGGGGUAGAAGAGAAGAAGUCUUUGGAAAUUCUCAUGAAGGAGAAGCCUUGGGACAGAGUGAAGCUGAAACAGUUCUGUCAGAGGUUCACUGUGCCGGUUGCGUACAGGAAUUUAGUAUGGAAAGUGUUACUUGAUAUCCUGCCCGUAUAUCCGGAAGCCCACCAAUACGUAAUGACUCAGCGAGAGGAACAGUAUCAUGAUCUUCUACAUGCAGUUCAACUGCUGGAGAGAAUCAACAUGGACGCCCCGCGGAGCAAGAUUCUCUACGAGAUGUGGCUCAUUGAGAAAGAGGAGCGGAAACCAAUUGUAUUUCCCGAGACUAAUUUCUCUUCUGCCGAUACGUUCAUACCGAUAGCGGAGACAUUGCUGGAACUGGACACAAGCGAGGUGGACAUAUACUGGAUCACCAAGAACCUGACUGACAUAGUGAGGGGCAUGCAGAAAGAGGUGCCGAAACUGAAAGAGACUUUCUUGUCUAUGCUUGAAAAGGAAGAUGAGGAAGUUUACAUCCGUUUGUCAGAACUUGACGCACUGGAAAUAUUGCCACUAAUGAAAUGGAUCAAUUGCUGCUUCGCCGGCAUCUUGGAUGACACGUCUCUUCCGAAGAUAUGGGACAAAGUGUGCAGCGGCGCUCCUAAAAUAUUGCUUUAUACUGCUGUGAUGUUGGUGAUUACUCUAAGGAACAACAUAUUGAAAGCUAAAGCUGCCGAAGAAGUCUUUGAAUGUUUCUCAGAGAUUCCAGAACAGUACGAAGAACAACUUUGUGUGGUUGCUAAUAAAGCCAUAGAUCUCUGGCAACAUUACGGUGCUCUCUCACAAAACGAACAGAUAAUAAAAAAAUGAUGUAUGACCUUCUAAUGAGUUUAUCUCAUUAGAAGUAAAAAUAAAUUGGUGAAGCUGUGGAAUAAGUAACGGAGAAGAGACAUUUUUGCAAAUAAGAAAAUUAUAUACGAAUAAUGGUUAAAAUGUCAUAAGUUUAUGAAAGUAAUAUUAAAGAUUUACAAUUUGUGUGAGUUGUGAAAAUAUGUAACCCCGAAAAAUAUGAAAUAAGUAUUUUAUUUAUUACCAGUGACAAUGUGUUAACUUUCUUUUUAAGAAAGCAUUAGACCAUAUAAAAUAUAGUUCUGUGCAUUAGCAACGCUCUUUGUGCCUGCACUUUGAGAAGAAAAAUAGUGAUUAGUAAUCUUUAAUUUUUUAUUAAAAUAAGGUAGCUCUUAAAUUAUACAUGCAUUGUACAUU